AGGGCGCCCGUCCUCUUCCAUGGGGCUGAGCGAGUGGCUGGACGCCUGGUGCUGCUGCUGCUGCUGCCGCCGUCGCGGGAGAUGCUUCGGGGACGCUGCGCCUCCGGAGAAGGAGCCCCUGGUCAGUAAUAACAACCCUUAUGCUUCAUUUGGAGCAACACAGGCAUGGGAUGAAGAGAAGAACCUGUGGAGCGCCCCUCAUGACAUCUCCCACACAGAAGCAGAUGAUGACCGGAUACUCUAUAACCUAAUUGUGGUUAGAGAUAAACUGGACAAAGAUUCUGAGGAAUGGCAAAAACUGAACUAUGACAUCUAUACUUUACGUCAAAUGCGAAGGGAAGUGAGAAACAGAUGGAAAUGCAUUUUGGAAGACUUGGGUUUUCAGAAGGAAGCAGAUACCUUGUUGUCGGUAACCAAACGAAGCAUUGUUAGUGACUCUCAGAACAUGAGCAAAGCCCGAGAGAUCCUCUUGAAGCUAUCUGAGGAGACAACUAUUUUCCCAACAAGCUGGGAGCUUUCAGAGAGGUACCUCUUUGUGGUGGAUCGUCUCAUUGCCCUUGAUGCUGCUGAUGAAUUCUUUAGAAUUGCGAGUGUAACAUAUCCAAAAAGUGAACGAUGAAGACAAUGGAAAAUGGCCUGGUGCAAUUCUUCUCUGUCGUAACACUUUCUCUUCGCCGAUUCGGUACAAUGAUCUGUAUCUCCUGUACAUGGCUGUUCUCCCAUGUUCUCGUUUAAGUAGAAUUUGAAUAGAGGGUAACAAAUUGACUUCUUCUGCCAUUUCAUCAAGUUCUUCCUCUCAUAGGAAAUACACUACGUUUUGUGCCAGCAAAUCCCUCCAUGUCCAUCUAUGCAAUAAGCGAUUCUCUGUCUGGUAGAUGUGGGUGAUUCUUAAUUUUUACAACAUUCUAUCAAUGUUGUUGCAUGAAUAUCAACAAUGGAAGUGACUUCCCAGCAGCAAGAGUGUCGUAUACUGGGGCUGUUCAUAUGACAUGACAGCCCACUGCGGUUUAUUGAAUGCACAAUGGGGUGCAGCAUGCAUGCAGCCACUGUUUUGAAUAUACAACCCCUACUCAGGGGUUGUCAUGUUGUGUGAGCCCGGAAAGCAUGGGCUAUGCAAGGUUAAACAACACUUGCAUAACCCAUGGCCUGUUUUAGGGUUGUGUGAGGAUUGUUUAACCCUUGCAUAGCCCAUGCUCACUGGUUUCGCAUGACAUGAUAACCUGCAAGUGGAGGGUUGCAAAUACAAUCUGGCGCCCAUGCGUGCUGUGACGCAUCAUGGGUUAAAUAACCCACGAUGAGCUGCAAUGUCAUCUGAACCUGAUCAUUGUCUUGAGUAGCAUUUUUAGUGGGUGAAGAAACAGAAAAUCAAAUUCUGUUCUUUCAAGCUGAUAUUUUGCCCCAAAUCUACCAUAGCUAUUUCAUAUUUACCUUCCCCUACCAAGCACGAAUCCAUUGUUUCACUGUGAAAGAUUUGUGUAAGUAUCUAUUUUCAGAUUUUGUACUGGAAAGCACAUAUAAGCCUUUCUUUAUGGGAAAACUCUAUGUAGAAAUUGCCCUAUAUGUUGUGAAGUGACAAAAUGAUUCCAGGUGCUUCCUGUGUUCCUGUUACUAUUUUGAUCACAUUUUGAACUUGAACAUUCCAAUCUCCUUAAGGUUUGAUGAAACUUGGGGCCGAAAUAGACAUUACUUUAAAUCCAGAUCUAGUGGCAAUAUCUUUUUCAGUUUUACACCCAAAUAGAUGCACGGCCCCCAAUCUGGAUUGAGCCCAUAGCAGGGGGAAAGGAUUAAAGCCCCCAUCCUCUCUCUAGGGUCCCAAUCUGAAUUGAGGUCCCUGCGCCUACUCUGGAGUAAAAAAAAAAAAAAUGGUGUGUGUGUGGGGGAACCCAUAGCUGCUAGAUCCAGAUUUAAAGUACUGCCUGAUUUGGCCCUGAGCAUUCAGUCACUGGGAGGCAAAAAAUAUUUUGGCAUUUCUAUUUUUCACUAUCUUAACUGUUUGAACAAAUAUGUGUUUACUUUACGGAAACCUAUAUUGUGUUUGCGAAUGAUACAAAAAAUGAAUAAUACAAAAUGUUUUAAUAUGGCCCAAAUAUAAUAUCUUGCUGUCUGACAGUGAGCAAUAAUUUUAAAGAACAGAUGUGGUGAUGGCUCAGCACUUUUUUUUACAGCAAAAAAGCUGCUGCUCUCACCAGAUGGUGUUUGAUUUUUGUGGAAGCAACACAGUGAACAAAAUGGCAAGAGAGGGUUUUUUUAGCGUUUGUACCAAUGAUGUUCAUAUACUUGUUGAAUUGUCAGUGUGUUUUGUCACUUUUCCUAGGAAAAAAAGGUGUAUCAAUUAUUUACAUUGAUACCUUAAUUUAAUAAAUAAAAAGGCCCGUUGUGAUUA
Molecule: messenger RNA, 2383 nt
Organism: Elgaria multicarinata webbii
Lineage: Eukaryota; Metazoa; Chordata; Lepidosauria; Squamata; Anguidae
Gene: MREG
Product: melanoregulin
Exons: 5
Coding region: 20-619 (199 amino acids)
Biological process (GO): melanocyte differentiation; melanosome transport
Cellular component (GO): melanosome
Source: RefSeq, a predicted model, not a curated record